This is a messenger RNA of Oldenlandia corymbosa var. corymbosa, 1539 nucleotides long. NCBI's taxonomy places the organism in Eukaryota, Viridiplantae, Streptophyta, Magnoliopsida, Gentianales, Rubiaceae. The record is from the annotation of a GenBank genome assembly.
AUGGUUUUUGCCCUGGUGAAACUCGGCUACCCAAAUAUUCCCUUGUAUGUAGCUGAGACCGGUUGGCCAAGUGGAGAGCGACACUUCGGGUUGUUGUACCCUAAUGAGAGUCAUAUUUAUGAUAUCGAUUUGUCGGAAACGUCACCCGAUUGGACCUACGACCCCUUGCCCAAGCCCACAAACAAUGAGCCUUACAAAGUCCAAGCUAAAAUCGGAGUAUGCUAUGGCCAACUGGGAAACAACCUCCCAACUCCAUCAACAUCAGUUCAAUACCUCCAAAACAAGCUCAAAGCCCCCAAUGUCAAGAUCUAUGAUGCAACCCCGAGCAUUCUCAAUGCCCUCAAAGGUACCAAUCUAACUAUCACUAUUAUGGUCCCCAAUGAAAAACUUGGCGACAUUUCCUCCGAUCAACACAUUUCCGACCAAUGGGUCAAAACCAAUGUACUUCCCUUUUAUCCUCAGACCAAAAUCACCGUUAUCCUAGUCGGAAACGAGAUUUUGAGUCCGUGGAACAAUCAAUACAAGUUUUACCUUGUCCCCGCCAUGAACAAAAUUUACCAAUCCCUCAAAACCUUUGGCCUCCACAAUGCUAUUAAAGUUGGCACUCCAAUUGCUUUUGAUGCCUUGGAAUCCUCAGUUUUUAGGCCUUCCAAUGGUACAUUCAGGUCCGACAUUUCCAUCAAAUUCAUGAAGCCAAUGCUACAUUUCUUGAACUCCACCAAAUCUUACUUUUUUGUUGAUUUGUAUCCUUAUUUCGAGUGGGUUGAUAAGCCAAAAAAAAUUAGCCUUAACUAUGCUUUGUUGUCAGCCAAAAACACUUCUUUUAAGGAUCCGGUUUCAGGUUUGGUCUACCAUAAUUUGUUGGAUCAAAUGCUCGAUUCCAUGGUUUUCGCCAUGACAAAACUCGGCUACCCAAAUAUUCCGUUGUACAUAGCGGAAACCGGUUGGCCUAGUGACGGUGAUUAUGAUCAAAUCGGAGCUAACAUAUACAAUGCGGCCACGUAUAACCGGAAUAUAGUGAAAAAAUUCACGGCAAAGCCUCCGGUGGGAACACCGGCCAGGCCGGGGGAAGCCAUCGACGUGAACAUCUUCGCUUUGUACAACGAAAAUCAGAAAUGGGGCCCAACAACGGAGCGGCAUUUCGGGUUGUUGUACCCUAGCGGGGACAAUGUUUAUGGUAUAGAUUUGUCCGGGAAGACAUCGCUCUGGACUUAUAAGCCCUUGCCUAAGCCUACUAACAAUCAGCCUUAUAAAGGUAAGAUUUGGUGUGUGGUAUCUGAAGGUGCAAAUUUGAGGGAAUUAAGGAGGGCUAUGGACUCCAUUUGUGGAGAUGACAAGAAGAUUUGUGCAGCCAUUAAGCCUGGUGGAAUAUGUUAUAAGCCCAACAGAUUCCUUCUACAUGCAAGUUACGUGUUUAGUUCUUAUUGGGCUAAAAAUAGGAACAAUGGGACAUAUUGCUUUUUCAAUGGUCUUGCUGCUCAAACUAUCAAAGAUCCGAGUUACAACAUGUCUUGCCAGUUUCCGAGUGUUAGACUUUAG